Messenger RNA from Melitaea cinxia (Glanville fritillary), 1228 nucleotides. RefSeq names its product alpha-(1,3)-fucosyltransferase C-like. Gene Ontology annotation, molecular function: alpha-(1->3)-fucosyltransferase activity. The transcript is spliced from 2 exons. The coding region runs from base 1 to 1032 and encodes 343 amino acids. Gene Ontology annotation, cellular component: membrane. The record is from RefSeq and is a predicted model, not a curated record. Lineage: Eukaryota; Metazoa; Arthropoda; Insecta; Lepidoptera; Nymphalidae.
AUGAAAUAUAUCUUGCAGUGGUCAUCUCCCCGUAAUGUUCCUUUCAUAUACAUGGGGGUAGGACAGAGUGGCUUUAUUGAGAGAAACUGUACACAUACUAAUUGUUUUGUUACAAGUGAUAGAAAUUAUUUUGGAGACUAUACAAAAUUUGACGUCGUUGCGUUCCAUGGACCGGAAAUCGGAAGGCACCUUUAUGAUGUACCAAAAAGAAGGUCACUUCAUCAAAAGUUCGUGUUUGCGAGUAUUGAAUCAGCAGAUAACUACCCAGUUUGUUAUAAGGAACUCGAUAACUUUUUCAAUUGGACGUGGACUUACAAGUUAACUUCAGAUGCAAGAUGGGGUUAUAUAGUAGUGCGGGAUGCAAAUAAUAAGGUGAUAGGACCAAAUGUUGAAAUGCAUUGGAUGAAAAUAGAAGAAAUGGCCCCCGUUAGCGAAGAAUUCAAAGAAAAAUUGAAGACCAAAACUAAAGCAGCGGCUUGGUUUGUCUCUAAUUGCAGUGCGAGGAGCGGUCGAAGAAAUGUUGUAACUAAACUAACGGAAUCAUUAAAGAAAUAUGGAUUAAGUAUCGAUGUGUAUGGUAAUUGUGGUACUUUGAAAUGUCCUUCGAACGAACAAGAUAAGUGUACUAAAUUGAUUGAAACAGAUUAUUAUUUUUAUUUGUCUUUCGAAAAUUCAUUUGCUGAGGAUUAUGUAACGGAAAAAUUGUUACAUCCACUACGAAACAACGCUGUUCCAAUUGUUUAUGGUGAUGCAAAUUAUACAAGAUUCAUGCCAGAUGGUAUAUACUUAAAUGCCAGACAACUAGGUCCUGAAAAGUUAGCAGCGAAAAUGAACGAGUUAAUAUUAAAUCCGGAUCUAUAUGCAGAUUAUUUCAGAUGGAAAAACCACUAUUCGUAUCAUAGUAGAGAUGAAAGCAUUGAAACAAAUGACUAUUGCAGGUUUUGUUCCAUGCUUAAUGAUGAAGAAUUGGUGAAAAAAGUAACGACAUAUCCAAAUUUUAGGCAAUGGUGGAAUCUUCCUAAUCGAUGUUAAUUUAUUGAUAAUUGUUAAAUAUUGUAAUUAGAUACAAAAAAUGUUUUGCAAAUUAAUUUAAUUUAUUGAUAAGACAUAACAAAUGCAUGUAUUUUGAAAUCUCGAUUUUUUUUUGUGUUAUUGUCCACUUCUAGUUUCUGAUGCUAAAUUGUAAUUUUUUUUUAUCUUCAUUAGAAAUAUAAAGGUUUUAAACAUU